Vanrija pseudolonga is the source of this 834-nucleotide messenger RNA. RefSeq lists its product as uncharacterized. The record is from RefSeq and is a predicted model, not a curated record. Bases 1 to 834 code for a protein of 277 amino acids. The transcript has 2 exons. NCBI's taxonomy places the organism in Eukaryota, Fungi, Basidiomycota, Tremellomycetes, Trichosporonales, Trichosporonaceae.
AUGUCCGCCCCAACCGAUCCCGACGCACAGCCAGCUCACCCUCCUCCCCCGGCCGAGCGCACGCUCAUGCCCGCGCUCCGCUCCGCCAUUGUCUCAUUCUACGCCAACCCCGAGCCGCACCCGCUUGUAACGACGCUCUACCGCGGCAUACUGCACGGCCGCAUGGUCUUCAUGUGCGAGUGUAUCGUGUGCGAGGCGACGGGGGGGACGUGGUACGACCACCCGGCCGACUGUCCGCAGUACACGCCCGCGCUGCGAUGGCACAACGAGCGCGGCGACGCGCCGGCCGAGGAGCUGCGGUUCAUCUCGGCGCUCAAUCGCGAUGGCAUGGUCGACGUCGAUAACCCGCUCGGAGGGCGAUCCGCUGUCGACGCAUACAUCCCUCACUUUGACCCCAGCGUACCGCCCCCACCGCACCGCCAUAGUGGGACAACAUACCCGCCCCUCCGACCUCUGCCCUUUGUUUGCCCGGUGCGCCUCGCCCGCGUAAUGCACCUUCUCCGGCUCAUCGAUAUACACAUCGCCCAGAACCACGCGGUGUGGGUACUCUUCAGCACCAAUCCUGUCACUGGCACUCCCAUCCCCCGUUGGCGCCACCAGCGUCUAUUUUCUAUUGUGUCGGCUACGUCCUCGCCAUCGCCACCGCCGCCGAUGUCGACUGCGGAGACGAAGUCCCCUCCUAAGGCGGCGCGGCCGGCCGGGGCACAGCAACCUCUGUACCCAGAUGAGAGCACUCAGACUCAGCACUCCUCCGAGUCGCUGUCGAUUCGACGUCAAGCCAGAAUGUCGCAGCUUCGCGCCAAGGCCCAAUACUCGUCCGACGAGGCCGAGUAG